CUAUCUUGUCCUAUCCAAAAUCCUGGGUUACACGCUCACUGUAUCACUGUGUGUUUGCGCUCGUGCUGACUUUGCUUCAUUUUUUCGCUUGAAUUGCAGACAUUUCAGCCCGCGCGCGUGCACGGAGGACGGCGUUCACAUCAUUAUGGUGUUAUCCAUGCAUUAACAGUUUGAGCAAUGCGGUGACCGUGACAAGUUUCGGGGAAAUAACACCUCUCUGGAUUGCUGACCCCCUUCUGCGAAGUCCAAAAUGAACGGCUACGCUGCUCCUACCUACCCCUCGGGAAACUUCAGUAACUCCCAGCUGAAUGGUCACCGAUCUCAGUCACCAGAGCUCCCAGCGCUUGACUCCAGCAAAUCCAGUGCGAAGGCUCUCUACGAGCAGAGAAAGAGCUACAGUAAAAACAGCCUGAACAGCAGCAUGACCGACACGUCGCAGUACCUCGUCGAGCACCUGACCACGUUCAUCAUGGACCGUAAGGACGCCAUGCUCACCAUCGAUGACGGAAUCCGGAAGCUGCGUUUGCUGGACGCUAAAGGGAAGGUGUGGACGCAGGAGAUGCUGCUGCAGGUGGACGAUAAGGCAGUGAGCCUCAUGGAUGCAGACACCAAGAACGAGCUGGAGCACUUUCCUCUGGCCACGGUGCAGCACUGCCAGGCCAUCAUGAACUCCUGCAACUACGACUCCAUCCUGGCUCUGGUGUGUAAGGAGUCUGGACAGGGCAAACCAGACCUGCAUCUCUUCCAGUGUGAUGAUAUCAAGGCAAAUUUGAUCCAAGCAGAUGUUGAGAGUGCCAUCAAUGACCACAAGGGCGGGAAGGCCAAAAAGCGGCCAGAGGUUCUCAAAAUGAUCCGGAAGAGUGAUGGGACUAUUCCACCUCCUCCCGGUGGCCCCGCCCCUGUUCCUCCAGCAGCCACCAGUCAAGGGGCUAUGACCAACAGAGUAGCAGCUUGGUCACACAUGGCCAGUGAUCAUCAGGACUAUGAUAUCCAAAGGCCAUACGGUGAACAGGAUGAAUCUCAGGAGAUGACUGCAGUGCGAAUAGACAGAGACGUGCAAAUCCUGAACCAUAUUCUGGACGAUAUCGAGCACUUUGUCACCAAACUUCAGAAAGCAGCAGAGGCUUUUAACGAACUUUCCAAGAGGAAGAAAUCAAAAAAGAGUAAAAAGAAGGGACCAGGAGAGGGAGUGCUGACUCUCAGAGCAAAGCCACCAGGACAGGACGAGUUUGUCGACUGCUUUCAGAAAUUUAAGCACGCCUUCAACUUGCUGGCAAAGUUGAAAAGCCACAUUCAGAACCCAAGCGCGGAGGAUCUGGUUCAUUUCCUGUUUAAUCCACUCAAAAUGGUGGUUCAUACAUCAGGAGGAGUUGACCUGGCUAAAAGCGUAGUGGUUCCCCUCCUCACCAGAGACGCUAUCGAGUUCCUGCACUCUGCUGGCACUGCUGAAGAGCGCCACCUGUGGGUCACGCUAGGAGAUGGCUGGACUAAAUGCAGGCUGGAGUGGCCUAAGGAUCAUUACUUCCCCCCUCACACCCUGCGGUUCCGGGACGGCUGGGAGCCUCCGCUGCUGGUGAGCCGAGAGCAGGGCCUGACUCAGCUGGCUGAGAGCCUGGCUCAUGCUGACCUCCACAGACCAGAGCAGCAGGUCAAAGUGCCGGAGUUCUCCUCGGCAGACGGGUACGGCUUUACCAGCACCGCCUAUGAACACAUGUACCUCCCGGAUACACAGGCGGCGGUGGCUGCUUUUAAACAGGCUUUCAGCCAGCACGUAGAUAGAAAUUCUGAAGCCUAUGGAAAGCCAAGAAGCCAAGAUGGCCAGCCAAGAAGUUUUGCCAAAUCAAAAUAUGACUUUGUGGCCAGGAAUAACACAGAGCUGUCUGUGGUGAAGGACGAGCUGGUAGAGGUUCUGGAUGACAGGAAACAGUGGUGGAAGGUUCGAAACGGAACUGGACUUACAGGAUACGUGCCAAACAACAUCCUCGAGAUCACCAAGGCUGUGGAUGUGAACGGACGGGGCGAGCCAAUUUACAGCCAUACCAUUCAGAAGCAGAGGACAGACUACGUGCCCAAACCCGGAAUAAUGACCUCCAUCCCUCCAGCUCCGACUCCCCCUCCUCCAGCUCCUGCACUCCCCACCUACUCCCUGCCUCCCAGCGCACCUGCUCCCAUAGAGCAUCACGGAAACUCGCCGUCCAACGUCAGCCGCCAGAGCAGCAGCACCUCCAGUGACAACGGCAGCAUCACUAUGAGGGAGCAGAAAGAGCACAGUGUGACCCCUGCUAAUCGCCGCAAGUCCAACAUGGAGGAGGUCCAGGACGAGCUGGUGCACAGGCUCACCCUCGGUCGCAGUGCUCAGAAGAAGUUCCAGGCUCCUCCACGCAGCUCCACUCUGCCCACCGCUAACAUCAGCUACGACUCCACACCAGAGGAGGUCAAAACCUGGCUCGAGGUUAAAGGCUUCAGUGCUGUGACCGUCAACAGUCUGGGUGUGUUGACUGGAGCUCAGCUCUUCUCCCUCAACAAAGACGAGCUGAAGACCGUGUGUCCAGAUGACGGCGCUCGAGUCUACAGCCAGGUCACCGUACAGAAGGGUGCCCUCGAGAGGAGCUCAGGCUCUGAGCUUCAGGAGAUCAUGAGGAGGAGACAGGAGAAACUAGCAGCAACAACAGCCAGCGACUCAGGAGUGGAGUCCUUUGAUGAGGGGAGCAGCCACUGAACCCCUCGUCCCUCCCUUCUCCUCCUCCUCCUCCUCCUCCUCCUCCUAUCUUGCACUUUUUCAUCUUUUUCACAUUGUCGUUUUUCAGGACGCGGUGGAGUUUGCAGCCAUCAUGCGCCGUCGCCAGGAGCUCCUGGACCCGCCUGACCAAGGAACCGGCUCGGACGCGGAUUAAAGCGGGCGGGGCAGACCGCAAACUCGCCGUGCAUGACGGAAGAAAGACGUAGGACUUUGUAAUAUACUCGCUAGACCAAAAUAAAGUAACACAAUGAAGAUGAUUGUAGGUGGAAUAUAAAUAAAACGAGGCUGAAGAGCACGUAGAGUUAAAAACGUCUUCGGCCCUUAACGUUAUAAAUAUUUAAAAGAAAAUCUAAUUAUUAUUUAAAAAAAAUCUAAAUAAGAAUUUAAAGUCAGAUCAUGGUGUAGUACUGCUGUAAUCUAGUCCGAGGGAAAGAUUUACAGGAUGUGUCGUAACGUGAGAGGUCGAAGACUGAAAGUGAGCAGGACAUGGACGUGACGUCCAGCUGAGACAAAAGGACAUGCUCAGGAUGAACGAGGAAGGAUUUUCGCUGGACUUUGAUACGGACGUGGACUUUUUUUCUUUUCUUUUUUUUUAUUAAUUAAACGAUCAGAUUUAGACCUUCAUUGAACGUGUUUGUAUAGUGGGCUGUUGUAAAGCAUCCGGAACUUUCCUCUACUAUCACACACACACACUCACACACACACACACACACAUGGUGGAAUCGUUACGGAAAACUACAGAAAUAGUCAUGUGCAAUGUGAUGGAGGACAAGUGUACAUUUAUGUCUGUUGGAAAAAGAGGAUAUUUAUGUGUUUGAUAAUUUUCUAUUUAAACCUAAUGCCAAAUGAGUAACUUUAUACACCACUCACCAUCCAGGAGAAAGAGAAGAAGAAGAAGAAGAAGAAGCCGUGGCCACAUUAGAACAUGUUCCUGUCCUUCUGCCGUGUCCCGUCUCCCGUCUCAUGCUGUAGAUACGUUUUCAGGGAUAUUUUUUUGUACUAGAAUCUACAACGCUGUCUGUUUAAGGUUACGGUUAAAACUCCUGCAUGCAGAAUCAUUACUGUAUUGAAGAAAACGCUUUUGGAUACAGUGGCAAUAUUUGGACAGGAUGGUUUUGUACUCAUAUUAUUAUUUUUCUUUUGCAUACAAUCAUGAUGUUUGAUUUGCGAAAUGUUUACUAUUAACAUUCAGUUUGUUUUCGAUUUGAUGGAGUCUGAAUAUCUCUCUGAACACUUGACGGUCAGAAGGACACUAAACGUGGUACAAUGUUUUCUCUUUUACGGAUUUCUUAGUGCCAUGAUCAUAUAGGAAGAUGUUUAAAGAGCAGUAAUAGUGAAUAGUGAAAGCUUCUUUCAUUAGCUCUGUUCUAAGCCAUUUAUUUACUCGAUAGGUGAUCCACACUUCCUCUACGCUACAAUCAUUUCACGGAUGAAGGCCGGCCAUUGUUUUGUUUUUUUUGUGUUUUUUUAUGAUUAAUAACUAGCACUUAAAUGGAAGGAUCUUCAUUAAGAAGAAAUAAACUGAUAAAGAGCUACAGAAUAAAGAAAUCUAUAUGAAA
Molecule: messenger RNA, 4299 nt
Organism: Hemibagrus wyckioides
Lineage: Eukaryota; Metazoa; Chordata; Actinopteri; Siluriformes; Bagridae
Gene: eps8a
Product: epidermal growth factor receptor pathway substrate 8a
Exons: 21
Coding region: 251-2719 (822 amino acids)
Biological process (GO): Rho protein signal transduction; positive regulation of ruffle assembly; regulation of Rho protein signal transduction
Cellular component (GO): ruffle membrane; vesicle; plasma membrane
Molecular function (GO): actin binding
Source: RefSeq, a predicted model, not a curated record